Molecule: messenger RNA, 5031 nt
Organism: Xiphias gladius (swordfish)
Lineage: Eukaryota; Metazoa; Chordata; Actinopteri; Istiophoriformes; Xiphiidae
Product: complement factor H-like
Exons: 23
Coding region: 388-4089 (1233 amino acids)
Source: RefSeq, a predicted model, not a curated record
CAUGAAACCACCGAAACACAAAUUGCAUUGCUUCACAAAAUUAACCUGUCGAAUUAUGUUAUUUUGCUUAAUCUUUUCUGUGACUCUUGAGCUUAUUCUGCAAUGUAAAACCUAUUCAUAUGCAUAGGGAUAUAAUAUAAGGAAUACAUCCUAGAGUUUUCAAGGUUUUGUUAAGGAUCCAGUGUGUUAUAUAAGGUUUUGUGUGUGGUCACUUCCUCUAUUUUCUGUUCCCUGUGAGCCUGAGAUUAUAUCUGGAGCUGGAACAGACUUGCGUAAAUCAUUGAGCAAUCUCUUUUGGCCUGUGAAAUCCACAGCUCUUUUCGUGUGUAAUAGUGUUUCAGUCCCCCUUUCUACUUCUCUUUGGCGGUCCAGGGUAACGAGGAUAAAAUGCACAUAAUAAUCCGAAGCUUGGUCCUAUUUUUGUGGAUGCAUACACUGACCUUAGUGAAAAGUCAAGACUGUACACUUGAAGAAUUUUUAAAUGGGCCCCUGUAUGAUUCUAACUUUGACACAACUACUCUGGAUGCUACCUACUCUGGUGGAAGACAAGUGAGAGUGGGCUGCAAUGUUGGUUUCAGUGGCUUUUUCAAACUGGUCUGUGUCGAGGGUAAUUGGCAGUCCAGAGGCUCUAAAUGUCAGCCAAGAUCAUGUGGUCAUCCCGGUGAUGCACAGUUUUCAGAUUUUCAACUAGAGAAGGGAGACGAUUUUGUCUUUGGAUCACAAGUUAUAUACACCUGCCACAAAGGUUAUCAAAUGGUCAGUCGGACCAACCGCCGCCGUUGCAUGGCAGAAGGCUGGGAUGGUGUCCUCCCUGUCUGUGAAGCCCAACAGUGCCCUGUGAUUCAUGUGAACAAUAAUGUUCAAGUGAUUGGGGACCCCGAGGAGGCAAUUUUUGGCAACGUACUUCAAUUUACCUGCAAGUCCGGCAGUGAAGUCCUAUUUGGGCCAUCACAGAUCUAUUGUAAUGAAAAUGGAGACUGGAGUGAUGAAGCUCCAAAGUGCAAAGUGAUAAAAUGCACAGUACCUGUGAUUGAAAAUGGCUAUGUGCCUGGAAAUAUCCAAGAGUACAACGAACACGAAUUCCUGAAUUUUGUAUGUGCACCAAAAUAUAAGCCUAGCGAGAGCAGACAAUCAAGAUGCACAAAAAUAGGAUCACACGCAGAUUGGAGCCCCACACCUUCUUGUGAACCAAUAAGAUGUAAAAUAAUACUGCCGCCCACUGACGGAACAACGUAUGAGCCUGAUUUCAAAAAUGUGUUUUCACCUGGUGACCUACUAAAAGUAUCAUGUGGAGCGAAAUACUGGAUUUCUAAUGUCCAGGACACCUCAGCAGAAGUAACAUGUCAAGAGGACGGAGAGUGGAGUACGAGGCCAUUGUGCAAAGAGGUUACGUGCACCACUCAACGACCUCAAUUUGUAAAUAGAUGGUAUAUUCCUUGGCAACAACCAGUAACAUUGGGUCAGACUUUAAAUUAUAACUGUCGGCAAGGCUACAGGAGGAAAGAUGGUGCCACCUUUGCCACAUGCACCAGAAAUGGCUGGAUGCCAUUUCCACUUUGUGAAGCGAUCACAUGCGACAGACUUGAUAUCCACAAUGCAGACAUUAUUAAACCGAAGCAGAUAUACAGACUCAAUGAAUAUGUCAAUUAUGUCUGCAACGAAGGUUAUGAAGGAAAGUUUCAUAUAACCUGUACGGAAUAUGGCUGGAGCAGCCAUCCACCAUGUAGAGAGAUAACAUGCAACGUACAAUAUUUCAAUAAUGCAGACAUCGAAGGACACGUUCAGUCAGUGUACAAGUAUAAUGACCAGGUUGAGUAUGUCUGCAAGAGUGGUUUUCAGGGACGUUUUUCACUGACCUGCAAGCAAGAAGGCUGGAUCGGGUCUAGGAAAUGUACAGGGAGGCGGUGUAUAAAACCCUACAUCAGCGAUGCAUACAUUACCAGCAAUGACAAGCAAAGUUACGGCCACGGUGAAAAAGUCAAGUAUAGAUGCACACACAGUGAAGAAAAGGUUUUUACUGUUACCUGCGUACAAGGUGUUUGGGCUGGGAUUAAGAGCUGCACAGGAUGUCCAAGCGUUGAAAUUUUACAUGGAUUUACAGUUGGCCCAUACAAUGGCACUCUGUACUACACCUGUGAUGAAGGUUAUAAGCUUUUCACCAAAGGGUGGUGGAGUGUAGCCAAAUGUAAUGGCAGCGCGUGGACUGGACUUGAAAAAUGCAUCGAGAAAAGCAAGUGUGGAGAACUUCCUGUGAUUCCUAAUGGAGAAGUGAAACAUCAACAUGAUAACCUAAGACAAGAGGAAACCCUCGCGAUUGUUUGUAACGAAGGAUACAACGCUGAGCUUGAUCACUUAACUUGUCUCCAGGGAAAAUGGCAUUCAAAUGGAAAAUCACUCAAAACAAUCUGUGCACCCAUAGUCAAACCAUGCCAUCCCCCACCUAAAGUGGAGAAUGCUGUUGUUGUGGGUUCAUAUCAGAGGGAAUAUUUGUCUGGCUCCGAAGUGACUUAUCUCUGCCGCGAUAAUUACACAAUGGAGGGAGAGGCCACAGCUACAUGCAACAAUGGGGAAUGGGAGAAGAGGGACUUUAACUGUAGAGCCCCGCUGCUCCCUGAGAACUGGGGACAAACACACAGGAAUUUUGCUCAGAAAACAGAGUUUGUCAUUGGAGUUCGCCUCAGUUGGACCCUGUUUGCUGCUGCACACCCGCUCGCCGAAAUGCGACUGUCUUUAAUACUUCUGCUCCUCCAACUGUGGGGGCAUGUGAAAGUUUCUUUAUCACAGAACGCAUGUGCGACGCUGCCGGAUGUUCCUAACGGCCAUGUGUCCGAAGAGACCAAAAAAGCUGAGUACCAAGAAGGAGAUCAGAUACAUUUCGCUUGCGAAACUGGUUACAUAUCAGGUCCAACCAUCACAUAUUCAUGCUCAAGAGAAGGCUGGGUGGCAGUCCGUCAGGGAAGCUGCUACUUAAGGCCAUGUCAACUUCCUGAUGACACUCCCAAUGGCUAUUAUCAAAUUAUCCAUGGUGACGACUUUGUUUUUGGAGCAACUAUCAAAUACUUUUGUAAUGAAGGGUAUCAAAUGGUGAGUAAAGAGGACGUCCGUACUUGUUUGCUGGACAGAUGGACCAAUCAUGUGCCAGUAUGUGAUCCUUUGAGCUGUGACCCCCCACUUGUAGAUGACAAGAUUACAGUGAAAGGUUUACCAGAAAAUGAAGAGCCCAUACUUCCUGACCGCUUCCUCAGAUUCAGCUGUGAUGGUCCUGGGAAAUAUCUGAAUGGCAGUUCCUUGCUGACAUGUGGGAAAGACGGAAAGUGGGAUAAUCCAUUCCCCUCUUGUGAAGACAUAACUUGUAUGGUUGGCACGAUGCACCCUAAUCUCAGUGCAGAUGGAUUAGUACCAGGAAAUGAAAACGUGAAGGCUGGCCACAGAUUAAGGUUCCGCUGCAACGAUGAGUACAGACUGGAAGGGUCUGAAGUAAUUCAGUGUUUACAAACUGGGCAGUGGAGUGCCGCUUUUCCGACUUGCAUUGACACAUGCAAAGUCACAGGAGUACCAAACAACGUACACCUCAGGACACAUGCACCAGGCAAUCAACUAACACCAGGACAGAAGUUAAGGUUUUCUUGCCGCCUGCGAAGUCACUUUAUUCAGGGGAAAGCAGAAGUUGAGUGUUUGGAAAAUGGAGAGUGGAGUCAUCCCUUUCCGACAUGUGGCGCUCCUUCGGGUUGUGAGAGACCGCCACCUCUCGACAAUGGAGACACCAGGGAAACUCAAAAGUACAGAUACGCGCAUAAUGAACGGGUUGAAUACGUCUGUCAGAAAUACUACACUAUGCAGGGUGGGCCCUUCAAAACGUGCAACAACGGUGAUUGGACCGGAGAGAUGAGAUGCCUCAAACCCUGCACUGUGGAUACUGAAGUCAUGAACAAAAAUAAUAUUGCAUUCAGAUAUACCUAUGAAAAAAAGCUGUAUUCAACCCAUCUUGAUUAUAUGGAGUUCGCGUGUACCAGAGGAAGACGUCUCGGCACAGUGGCAAUGCGUCAGAGGUGUAUUGAUGGUGUGAUAGUACUGCCGACUUGCCUGUAGGGGUUUAUUUUGUCAACUGGAUGUGAGAGUCGUGUACUAAUUCAGUCAUGUAUUGAUCCAGUAAAAACUUACAAUAUGCUCACUCUGCCUGAACACUUAUUAUGACAAUAAAGUCUACGUGUCCCAUCUUGGCUCUUUACUGGGCUGAGAGGAAGGGUCAUGUCAGCUUUUCUGGAGAAAACUCCUCUUCCCAGGCAGACAAAAAUACAAUAACUGCAUAUUUCGCCGUCUGUAAGCACGGCUAACUGUCUGCAAGUCCCGCUAUAUAUUAUGAUACGUGCAUAACAAAGAGUUCUGAAUGACAAAAAGAUGCUUUAUACUUGGAAUGGUUCUGUAUGAAAACUAAGUUUAAUGCUGUGUAAAUAGAAUACAGCUUCCAGCUUGCAUUCCUUUUUAAUUAACGUUCCUGGGUGGAAGUAGUUUAAGGAAGUAAACUUUGAUUGAUUUACCCGCUUAUGGAGGCAGACCUUUAUUUGUAUUAAUCCUAAAAUGAAGCAGUGGCAGUUCCUAGAAGUUUCUUAACUAUGCACGUCAUCUGGCGUGAACGUCAUUCGGGGAUCCUUGCUGUAGCGUGCGCACCAUAAGUAACAGGCAUUUUCCAGACGCUUGAGAGAAAACAUCAAUGUUCGUGACAAAAGUAUAGAUUUAAAAUGAACAAAAACAAUAAAAACUUAAACAAAACGUGUUGUUUUUGGUUCCUUCAGCAGACUCGGGAACUUCCUAAGAUGCUCCUAAGUCGCAUCCAUUUCUAAGAGUUUCAUCAGUUACGAUGCUUUUGGGAAACACCUCUUGAGCUUAAAAAGAUUCAUAAAAUGGCCUUUUUACAAUCAUCUUAACCUUGUGAUGCUUUUGGGAAAUGAUGCCCUGUUCCUUUUUUAGCAGAUAUGUUUUGAAAAUAUACAGAAAAGAACUAAUGCACAAAUUACAUUUUGGUAAUCAGCA